UCUUGGUCUUCUCUUCUAGGUCUAGCCGUCUAGCAGUCCAGCUACCAAGGGGCCGGGAUCCAUGAGUGCAAGCAACUCCGGGUCCGGGGACAGCAUGGAAUGGGGAAGGGGUAGAUCAUCUGGCUCCAGGAAGGGCAAGAAAGGCGGCAACAGCAGCUCCGACAAGCCGAGGCAGCCGCAGCGAGGGCUCGGCGUAGCGCAGCUGGAGAAGAUCAGGAUACAAAAUGAGAUGGCCGAGUACUUGCACCACCCUCUUGGCCAGCCGACUCCGAUCCACAGAACUGGUAGCUUCAACUUGGAAGAACCGCGGUUCUCGCACUCGCUGCCGUCGUCUCCUCCCUCCCCCUUCCAUGCUAAUAACAUCGGUGUUUCAUCUUCGUACCCAAUUCAUCAUCCAAAUCUUGCGAUGGCCUAUGGAGAGAGAUCAGGAGACAUAAGAUCUGGUGCAUUUCAAACCAAUUCCAUCAUCAGGUCACCCAAUUACCAUGGCGCCAUGUAUGGUUCAGAAGCUGUACAUUAUUCCCAUCCAAACAACGUCACAUUGCCGCUCUUCGAACCUGAUCAUGAGGAAUCCGUUUGCUUGAAUAGACCAUACGAUCUAAAUCAAUUGGUGGACUCGUCGAGCUUAGAUGAACAAGAGGUAGACCUUGAGCUCAAGCUAUGAUCGAAAAUAUGCUGGCCCGCCUCUACCUCUCAGUUAAGCUAUAUGCCUGAUUAUUUGUGCCACAAGAACUAAAGUGCUUGCAGUCUUGUGUGUAAUGCAUGCAUGGUGUGACGCUGCACAAUUCUUUGAGUCACUGCACCGUGUGACGAUGUGUAACGACUGAGUUACUGAAACGAUGGACAACCAGCAGCUGGAUUUGGUGAUGCAGCUGGCUAGCUAUUAGUUAAUUUGUAGAAUUGUGUAAACAUUGGCAGCAUAGAAUUAGUAGUUUUCUCACAGUGAUGUUAAAUUGCAAUGAGUCUAUCCAUGGAUACGCCAUGCAGCGCUCAUCGACAUUGCUCAAUUCAGAAAAGCAGAAUAUUAUUGGUGCAAGUAUAUAUCUGUGCAUCCUCUCGAUCGGUCCAUACCAGAAUAUAUGUUCCUGAUAAAGAGAAUUAGACAAAGAUGGCUGCUAGUGAGCAUGAUGCUGAUGAAUGUUCCAUGGUGUAUACACACUGAAAAGUUUGCAUGCGUGCAGAUUUUCAUCAAGACAUACAGUCUGCAACAAUAUAAUGUGCAGUUCUGUACGUGUGCAUUGCAUAUUUUUGCUUUCUCAGUUUUAACUCUAGGUGGGAUUUGGGCAUUUUGCCUGCUAUAGCUAUCUUGCACAUGAUGUGGCGACGAUUUCUUAUAUAUCCUCUUAAGCAAUGCUUGCACUCGAAUUUAUUUGUGUGUGUAUCUAUCUACCUUUUUGAUAAUUCUUGUAGACAAUCUUAGUUACAUUGUGCAUAUCGAAGGCUUUCAUGAAUGU
This is a messenger RNA of Panicum hallii, 1454 nucleotides long. Its product is annotated as protein SPEAR3-like. The record is from RefSeq and is a predicted model, not a curated record. Bases 62 to 664 code for a protein of 200 amino acids. Gene Ontology annotation, molecular function: DNA-binding transcription factor activity. NCBI's taxonomy places the organism in Eukaryota, Viridiplantae, Streptophyta, Magnoliopsida, Poales, Poaceae. The transcript has 5 exons.